Paramecium tetraurelia is the source of this 396-nucleotide messenger RNA. RefSeq lists its product as uncharacterized. Gene Ontology annotation, molecular function: mRNA binding. The transcript is spliced from 3 exons. Gene Ontology annotation, cellular component: cytoplasm; exon-exon junction complex; nucleus. Gene Ontology annotation, biological process: RNA splicing. The record is from RefSeq and is a predicted model, not a curated record. Lineage: Eukaryota; Ciliophora; Oligohymenophorea; Peniculida; Parameciidae.
AUGUCUAAAAAAUAAGUAAGUGACAAUGCUGAUAGAUACAAAGGAGAGGCAGGUAACUUCUAGUCUUUGGAAAGUGAUGAUGGACCAGGACCUAUGAAAUCUGUUGAGGGUUGGAUUCUAAUUGCAAAGGGAAUUCAUGAAGAAGCUUAAGAAGACGAUGUAUUUGAUGCAUUCAGCAAAUAUGGUCCAAUUAAGAAUCUUCAUUUGAAUCUUGAUAGAAGAACUGGCUUUGUUAAAGGUUAUGCAUUGAUUGAGUUUAGUGAAUUUGCACACGCUUAGGAUGCUUUGAAUGGUGUUAACAAAUCAGAUGGAAUCUGCGGCAAAAAGAUUCAGGUUGACUGGGCAUUCAAAAAACCUAACAAGAAAGGAGCAUUGAAACAAGUGAAGAAAUAAUGA